Otolemur garnettii (small-eared galago) is the source of this 901-nucleotide messenger RNA. RefSeq names its product glutathione S-transferase P. Gene Ontology annotation, biological process: glutathione metabolic process. The transcript has 7 exons. NCBI's taxonomy places the organism in Eukaryota, Metazoa, Chordata, Mammalia, Primates, Galagidae. The coding region runs from base 1 to 900 and encodes 299 amino acids. Gene Ontology annotation, cellular component: cytosol. The record is from RefSeq and is a predicted model, not a curated record. Gene Ontology annotation, molecular function: glutathione transferase activity.
AUGACGCUAGGUGUGGGCUCCUCUAGCAAGGCCACUGCCCUGCAGGCAGGGUACAGCGUGCAGAUGCUUGGCGCUGCCCUGGCCCCUCUCAACGCCUCCUUGCCCCGACCUGCCACUCCAAGCGCAGUGACUGGGCACAUUCCUGGGGUAGGGCGGAGAGGGAUGAGUGGGUGGAGCAGAGUAGUAAAUAUAAGAUCUCGGGCGCCUCCAGCUUUCCGCUGCGCUGCCGUGACCCUGCCAGCCACCUGCAUCGUCCGGUCUUUCCUAGUGCCGCCCUACACCAUCGUUUACUUCCCUGCCCGAGGGCGCUGUGAGGCCCUGCGCAUGCUGCUGGCAGACCAGGGCCAGAGCUGGAAGGAGGAGGUGGUGACCAAGGACACUUGGCAUCAGGGCUCCCUCAAGGCCUCCUGUCUGUUUGGGCAGCUCCCCAAAUUCCAGGAUGGAGACCUGACCUUGUACCAGUCCAAUGCCAUGCUGCGUCACCUGGGGCGCUCCCUCGGGUUGUACGGCAAAGACCAGCUGGAGGCGGCGCUGGUGGACAUGAUAAAUGAUGGGGUGGAGGACCAUCGUAAGCGCUGUAGCUACCUCAUCCACCAUAACUAUGAGGAAGGCAAAGCCAGGUAUGUUCAGGAGCUGCCAGGACACCUGAAGCCUUUUGAGACUGUCUUGGCCCAGAACCAGGGGGGCCAGGCCUUCAUCGUGGGUGACCAGAUCUCCUUUGCUGACUACAACCUGCUGGACUUGCUGCUGGCCCACCAGGCCCUGGUGCCUGGCUGCCUGGACAGCUUCCCCCUGCUCUCGGCCUAUGUGGCACGCCUUAGUGCCCGGCCCAAGCUCAAGGCCUUCCUGGCCUCUCCUGAGCACAUGAACCGCCCCAUCUUUGGAGGCCUCCAGAUAUGAA